Molecule: messenger RNA, 2863 nt
Organism: Closterium sp. Naga37s-1
Lineage: Eukaryota; Viridiplantae; Streptophyta; Zygnematophyceae; Desmidiales; Closteriaceae
Source: the annotation of a GenBank genome assembly
AUGAUAGCCGAGACAUCUUCAGCACCCGCAGUGCUGACAGCGCUGCCAACCUGCGCGACAGAGGGCUGCCCCCCAAAGCUGGUGAGUCGGAUUUUGAGUCGUCUCAAGGGAAGCAUGCAAGGCGAUGAUAGCCGAGACAUCUUCAGCACCCGCAGUGCUGACAGCGCUGCCAACCUGCGCGACAGAGGGCUGCCCCCCAAAGCUGCAGCGCCAGGAGCGCGUUUGCUGCGCAAAUCACUGUCCGACCAAUGCAUUUCCACCAGCAGCAGCAGUCCCACCUGUGAAUCAUGUCUCCUCCUUGCUCCCCUCCCCCCCUUCCCCCUUCCCAGCAGCGCCAGGGACUCGUGUGCUGCGCAAGUCACUCUCAGAGCGAAGCAUUUCCACCACCAGCGACUCUGCCUCUCCUCUCCCCGCCCUCCUUUCCCCACCUUUCCCCACCUCCCUCCCCCCUUCCCAGCAGCGCCAGGGGCUCGUGUGCUGCGCAAGUCACUCUCAGAACGAAGCAUUUCCACCACCAGCGACUCUGCUUUUGAUACAGACCUCGAUGCUGCUGCUGCCGCUGCUGCCGGUGUUCCUGGGAUGGAAACACUCAGGCAAGAGAGCCUUCCCUUAGACCCCAGGCGCGGAAGGGGUUUGACCGAGCCAGGAGUAGGAGGGGGGAAGGGCGAGGGGCGGGCGGAUUGGGAUGAGGACGGGGGGAGGAGGAGAGGGGGAAGAGGGGCGUCCGGGGCGGGGCUUCCCCCUGUUGGCGGAGGUAUUCCCCCUGGUCUUCCCCCUGGCCUUCCCCCGCCUGCUGGGGGCGGGUCCCCUGGCCUUCCGCCGGUUUUUCCUGGUAGGAGCUCUUCUGUGGCUAGCGAGGAGGCUUAUGACGGGGAUGAGAGGGUGAGGGGGAACAGGAGGCGGUCGUUUGCAGAGGAGGAUCGGGAGAGGGGUGGAGGUGGAAGGGGAGGGGAGAGAGGAGAGAGGGUGGAGAGAGGGGGAAGGCUGCCUAGGCAAGCGAGUGAGGGAGGGGCUAUGAUGAGAAGGUAUGAAGAGGAGGAGGCGGAAGAGAGGAGGCUUAGGAUGAGCAGGCAAAGCAGCUUUGAGAAACGGGAGAGGGAGGAGGGGAGGGGUGAGAGGAAGGUUCGGGGAGAGAGGGAUGAGGGAAGGGUGGAGCGGAGGGGGGAGAGAGAGGAAGGGAAAGGGGCUAGAAUCCCUCGUGUGCCCCGUCAAAUGAGUGUGGAUGGCGGGGGCGCGGAGAGGGAGAGGGAUGAAAGGCGGGGGGAUAGAAUCCCGCGUGUCCCUCGACAAGGGAGUGUAGAUGGCGUGCGGGCGGACAGGGAUAGGGAGGAGAGGCGGGGAGGGGAUAGGAUUCCACGGGUUCCCAGGCAGGGUAGUGUGGAUGGUGGGGGAUGGGAGAGAGAGAGGGAGGAGAGGAGAGGUGAGAGGGCCAGUGCAGACAGUGGGAGAGAGAGAGAGGGGGAACGAGGGGGAGAAGGAGGGAGGGGAGAACCCAAGGGGCGGAUUGCUAGAGGGGCUAGUAUGGAUGUCGGCGCGAUGCUGGGAGGAGGGGCUGUGGAGAGGAAAUACGUGGGGCAGGGGCAGCAGUCACACCCUUCUCACUCCCCCCUGCCACGGUCCCAAUCGCAGUCGCUGCAGCAGUAUCAUCUGCAGCAGCAGCCGCACAGGGCGCCCUUACCCAGACGUGCUUCUGUUGAGAGUGACCCUCAUUCCCCUCACCGCUCCUCUGGGAGUGUCGGGAGUCCCCAUAGCCCUGGCGCAUCUGCUGCUGCUGCUGCUGCUGCUGCUGCUGCUGCUGCUGCUGCUGCUGCUGCUGGUGGUGGUGCUGCUGCUGGUGCUGGUGGCAGCGCAGGCGCAGACAAGAAAAUCUCCCGCCUCUCCUCUCUUUCCGCUGAGGACCUGAACGCGUUAGGGGCAGUGGAGGGGGAUGCAGCAUGCACUGUGGAGGAAAUCCAGUCCUCCUUUUUCAAGUCCAGCAAGAAGGGCGGGCUGCUAGGGUUUGCUAAGAGGGGCCUGGCUCAGAUGAAAAGGGGGUUCUUUGGAAGUGGGGGUGGGAGCGUGCUUGGGCGGGAGUUUGGGCGGCUGGACAAGAAGUACAUGAUGAGUGAGAAGGAGCUCGGGGCGGGGCAGUUUGGAGUGACGCGCGUGGUGCAGUGCAAGCAGACCGGGCGGCAGCUGGCUUGCAAGUCGAUCAAUAAGGGCGACCUGAAGAGCAAGGCGGAUGUGGAUGCAGUGAAGAGGGAGGUGAUGGUGCAUGAGGUGCUGGGCGGGCAUGCCAACGUGGCAAAGCUGGAAGAUGUCUUUGAGGACGAGGAGGCGGUGCAUCUGGUGAUGGAGCUGUGCCAUGGGGGUGAGCUGUUCGAUCGCAUCAAGGAGAGACGGGGCCUGGACAAGAGGGACGCUCAGGGCAUCAUGCAGCAGGUGCUGUCCGUGCUAGCCCACUGCCACCAGCAUGGCAUAGUGCAUCGCGACAUCAAGCCCGAAAACAUCCUUCUCAAGUCGCAGCAGUCCCUCUCCGACUGCCGGGUCAUCGACUUUGGCAUCGCUGCCAUCGUGAAACCAGGGGCCAAGCCACUGACGGAGUUCAUGGGGUCGCCAUACUACGUGGCACCAGAGGUGGUGGAGGGCAGCUACUCCUUCCCUGCCGACAUCUGGAGCGCCGGGGUUGUGCUCUAUGUCAUGCUGGCUGGAGUGCCGCCCUUUUGGGCGCGAACCGAAGCUGGUGUGAUUAAAGCUAUAAAGGAAGCCAAGGCGAGCUAUAGAGGGGACGUGUGGCGCGGCGUGAGCGCAGAAGCAGUGGAUCUGUUAAAGAAGAUGCUUGUAAGGGAUGCGAAGAAGAGGCUAACGGCACAAGGGGCUCUUG